Molecule: messenger RNA, 1530 nt
Organism: Mytilus trossulus (common blue mussel)
Lineage: Eukaryota; Metazoa; Mollusca; Bivalvia; Mytilida; Mytilidae
Exons: 3
Coding region: 56-637 (193 amino acids)
Molecular function (GO): protein-disulfide reductase activity
Source: RefSeq, a predicted model, not a curated record
UGAAUUAGAAUAGAAACGAAAACUUCCUGUUGUUAUAAAACCAAAAAAUCUCAAAAUGAACAUUUCUUACGUUCUAAGAAAUUUUAAUCACCAAUUAUUGAAGUCUUUUAUUUCCAAAAAAACUAAAUUUUCCACUAGAUUGUUUACUACUACCCAAGUUUUUCAUCAGGAAAGGGUAAAAGGGGAAAAUGGUCUAAAUAAAAAAGUAAAGGUUUUGUAUGAUGGACAGUGUCCUAUCUGUGCUGUUGAAAUAAACUUAAUGAAGAAAUUAAACAAGAAGGACAAUGUUGUGAAUUUUGUGGAUAUAACUGUUGGAGAAUACAAACCAGAUGAUCAUUUAGGAAUCACUUAUAGUCAGGCUAUGGGUAAAAUGCAUGUGAUAGUAACUCAUGGAAAUAAUGCACAGACUCAAUCUACACCAGAAGUAACAAAAAUAUAUGAUAGUAUGGAAGGAAUGAAAGUUAUGUAUAAUGCAGUUGGACUUACCUGGUUAUCUAAACUGUUAUCAUACCCUGGGAUCAAAGAGACUUCAGAUAAAUUCUAUAAGUGGUUUGCAGUCAACAGAUACAGAAUGACUGGAAGAGACAAAGAAGAAUGUGAAUCAGAAAGAUGUAAUAUCUCUGACAAAAAGAAGUGAAUGUAACAACAUCAACAUUUGAGUGUAGUGUAUGUUGUCAACCAUAAGCAUAUAAAUUUCAUAUGUUUCUGCUCACCCACCAUCCUUAAAUGACAAGGUCACAUCAGUAUUUACAUGUUUAAGCAAAAAGAGCAAGUAAGUUUGGUGAUAUCCAUGGUAACAGACAGAAAUAUUGAUAAGUGACACUUUUGAAAUUAAAGUCUAUUUCAGGAUGCAAACGAAAAAAACAAUCCAUGCAUUACUACAUUUAGUCAACUGAGACGGUCACAGAUUGGGAAGUCAUGAUAGACAAGAGUGAAUUUUGAAUAGUGAAUAGUGUGGUACAUGUACCUAUUGUUUAUGUAAAUAUGUUGUUCUAUACUUGUAUGUCAGGGGGGUGGGUGUAUACAUUUGCUGAUAUAUACAUACUUGAAAAUAAAUAUUACGUUGGACUGGGACAAAUCAAAGCUGGAUACAAUAAUGUCAUAUCCUGGUAAAUUUUCACCAUGUAAAAUACAAUCAUUCUUCAGAAUUUUAUUUUCCUACUAUAAUAAGUACAGCUUGUUUGAAAACAAAAUAAGAAAAAAAUAGGUCUCAGAAGAGUUAAAAAAAGAUAUUUCAAUUUUAAUGCAAAAAAAAAAAUGUAUUUUGGACCAAAGGGAGAUAAUUUUGGGCUAUUUCAAUAAUAUAAACAUUUUAAAAGUCAUCUGGGGCAAAAAACAAAUUGAUUUUUUGGUUGAUUUUUCUUACCAUAUCAUAUAGUAACAACUUAUAGCAAUGUUAUAGAUAAAAUUUGUAAUGAAAAAAAAUGUUUAACAUUUUGCUGAAAUUUUUGUAACCUUGAGUCAAUCGUAAGUAGACUUUGCAGAGAUAUGAAGAAAAGGAGAUGUGGGUUAUAUUUGUGUCAAUGAGAC